Messenger RNA from Brassica napus (rape), 3786 nucleotides. RefSeq names its product DNA (cytosine-5)-methyltransferase CMT2. Gene Ontology annotation, molecular function: DNA (cytosine-5-)-methyltransferase activity; chromatin binding. Lineage: Eukaryota; Viridiplantae; Streptophyta; Magnoliopsida; Brassicales; Brassicaceae. The transcript is spliced from 23 exons. Gene Ontology annotation, cellular component: nucleus. The record is from RefSeq and is a predicted model, not a curated record. The coding region runs from base 71 to 3583 and encodes 1170 amino acids.
AGUACAUUUCCCACACUUGGCCGUUUUGUGGAUCUCUCUCUCUCUCUCUCUUUUAAAACCUUUUCUCCAAAUGUUAUCUCCGGCGAAGUGUGAGUCAGAAGACCCCACAGCUCAACUGGAUCUCCUCCACUCUUCUCCUAGAUCCGAACCCGAACGCCUAUCUCUCGUCCUCUCUCUUCCCAAUCCCGCCGAAGCAGAGAUGAGCACGAGCAGGAGAUCCACGAGGAUCAAUUCUAAUUCGCCUAAAGAGAUUGGCGGAGGAGAAGGUGCUCAGUCGCCGAGAAUUACCGGAAAGUCUGGAUCGAGUAAGAGAAAGAUUAGUAGCGCUCCGGUUAAGAAAGAUUCUGGCGGAUUGUCAUUCGAAGACAUAGCUGCGAUUGCCAAGAGCUUGGAGAUGGGAGUCGUUUCCGAGUGCCAAGAUAAGAACGACGAUGCUGAAGGUAGAUCGCAAGUUCCGGCUAAGAGGAAAGUUGACUGUGAUGACAUGAAGCGUUCUAGUCAGAGUCUCAGCAGCAGCAAUAAACGGACGAGGAGAUCUGCAGGGUUCACUAAGGGGAUUGAGAAUGAGGGAGAAGAAAAUCUAGACGAGGAGCCUGUCCCAUCCAUUAGAUCUCUAAGGCUAUCUGGAACUGUUGAAAAUGGUUUGGGAUUAUGUGGUGCAAAACAGGUGAGAGGGACUGAGAAGCUGGUGCAAGUUAGUGAGAAUGGUAACUGCCGUGAGACUAUAAAGAGAUGUGAAGGUGAUGGCCUUGUUUCAUCUAAGCAAGAGCUAUUAGGGUCAACUCUAAAUGGUUGUAGGGUCAAGUCGUUAGGAAAACACAGAUCUUCUGACCCAAAUGCGAGUGGUGUUCACACCAGCUCUUUGAAAAUUAGUGAAAAUGGUACGCGUAAUGGAUUGCCGAUGACAACUCCGUUAGUGGAACAAGAGUCACGUCAGAGUAGAACUAGUGACUGCGGUGCUACUGCUGAUAACGGAGUAACUGGGGAGAUGCAUGCAAAUUCUACUGUGAUCUAUCUCUCUGACGGCGAUGAAGAGCCGCAGCCAGCCAAGGACGUACAAGAUUCGGUUGAAUUUUUGUAUACGAAAAGCUCAAAUGGAGAUGCUUUGAUUCAAGAUGCAAGUGGAUCUACCCUCUCCUCGGGGGGGAAUUGGAGACAAGCACCACUGGAUCAAAAUAGUCCAAUUAAAUCAACCAAGGGAAAGGGUUCGCGAGUGACCCGUACUGCUGUCCGUGAAAAGCAUGAACAUGGUUCCUCCUUUUUCAUUGGAGAGCCAAUUCCUUGCGAGGAGGCUAAAGAGAGAUGGCGCUGGAGAUAUGACCUCAAGGAGCACAAAUCUAAGAGGAGAGGCCAACAGUCAGAAGAUGACGAAGACAUGAUUGUUGCAAAUGUGGAAUGCCACUAUUUGCAGGCAAAAGUCGACAAUGAAACGUUCAGCCUCGGAGACUUUGCCUGCCUAAUGGGUGAUGGAGAAGAGCCACCUAUCGGCAAGAUAGUAGAGCUUUUUAAGACAACAGAUGGAGAAAGCUACUUCCGAGUUCAGUGGUUGUACAGAGCAACGGAUACAGUAAUGCAGAAGCAGGCUGCUGAUCAUGAGAGAAGGCGUCUCUUCUACUCUACUGUAAUGAAUGAUAAUCCAAUAGAUUGUCUUAUUUCUAAAGUUACUGUUUUACAAGUAUCACCUAGGGCAGGAUUAAAGCCCAAUUCUAUAAAAUCUGACUUUUAUUUUGAUAUGGAGUAUUGCGUGGAGUUUUCGACAUUUCAAACCUUGAGAACUCAAACUUCCGAAAACAAGCUUGAGUGUUGCGCCGACGUGACACCUACAGAAUCCACUGAAUCUAUUUUGGAAGAUAAAAGUUUUAGCAAAGAGCUUCUGGUGCUUGAUCUUUACAGUGGUUGUGGUGGAAUGUCCACUGGGUUGAAUCUUGGAGCCAAGAUUUCUGGAGUUGAUGUCGUGACGAAAUGGGCUAUUGACCAGAAUUUGGCUGCCUGUGAGAGCUUGAAACUGAACCAUCCACAGACGCAGGUUAGGAAUGACUCUGCUGGAGAUUUCCUCCAACUUUUGAAGGAGUGGGGUAAAUUAUGCAAGCGCUAUGUGCGUAACAAUGGUCAUACAACUGAUACAUUAAACCCCGAAAAUUCAACAAAGGAAGCCACUGAAAGUAGCUCUUCUACUGAAGAUGAUUCAGAACCUGAGGAGUACGAAGUUGAAAAGCUGGUUGAUAUAUGCUAUGGUGAUCCUGACAAGACAGGAGAACGUGGCCUAAAGUUUAAGGUGCACUGGAAAGGAUAUAGCAGCAACGAAGAUACUUGGGAGCCAGCAAAGGAAUUGAGCAAUUGUCAAGAUGCCAUCCGGGAGUUUGUAACAAGUGGAUUCAAGAAGAAUAUCUUGCCACUUCCUGGCGGUGUUGGCGUGAUAUGUGGUGGACCUCCAUGUCAAGGAAUUAGUGGCUAUAACCGCUUCAGGGAUGUUGAUUCUCCGUUGACUGAUGAAAGGAAUCAGCAAAUUGUAGUUUUCAUGGACAUAGUUGAGUAUCUGAAACCCAAAUUCGUGUUGAUGGAAAACGUUGUUGAUAUUCUGCGUUUGGACAAAGGUUCUCUUGGGAGGUACGCUUUGAGCCGUCUUGUGGACAUGAGAUACCAAGCGAGGCUAGGUAUCAUAACAGCUGGUUGCUAUGGUCUUUCCCAAUUUCGUUCCCGAGUUUUCAUGUGGGGAGCUGAUCCAAACAUGAAACUGCCUCCGUUUCCGCUUCCAACCCAUGAUGUUAUUGUCAGAUAUGGGUUUCCUCUCGAGUUCGAGAGGAAUGUAGUUGCUUACAGUGAAGGUCAGCCCAGAGAUGUUGAAACAGCUCUUGUUCUAAAAGAUGCGAUAUCAGAUCUUCCUCAUGUGUCAAACAACGAAACCCGGGAAAGAAUGUCCUAUGAAAGUCUCCCAGAGACAGAUUUCCAGAGAUACAUUAGAUCAACCAAACACGAUAUGACUGGCUCUGCGACUGAUAACUGUACAAAAAGGACGAUGCAACUGUAUGAUCACAGGCCGUCCCUUUUGUCUGAAGAUGAUUAUAACCGAGUUUGUCAAAUCCCAAAGAAGAAGGGAGCUAAUUUCAGGGAUCUUCCAGGGUUAAUCGUCAGAAACGACAAUACAGUCUGCCGUGAUCCAUCAAUGGAACCUGUCCUUCUGCCAUCAGGAAAACGUUUGGUACCAGAAUAUGUCUUUACUUUUCAGCAAGGGAAAUCUAAAAGACCGUUUGCGCGUCUUUGGUGGGACGAAACAGUUCCAACCGUUCUGACAGUCCCCAGCUGCAGCAAUCAGGCGUUUUUGCAUCCAGAGCAAGAUCGAAUACUAACCAUAAGAGAAGCCGCACGGCUUCAAGGUUUCCCUGAUUACUUCCAGUUCUGUGGAACCGUUAAACAAAGGUACUGUCAGAUUGGAAAUGCAGUGGCGGUCUCGGUUUCUCGUGCUUUGGGCUAUUCUCUAGGUAUGACUUUCCGUGGUCUAGCCGGUGACGAGAAUAUGAUAAAACUUCCCCAGAAGUUUUCUCAUUCAAGUUACCUUCAGCUUCAAGAAUCCAUUCCUCACUAAAAUUAUGUAGUUGUACGACUUGGAAAGUCAAUAGCAGCAGAAAUGUUGUACCUUUUACCAUUUAUUUCUCUACACGAGGGUUGAGCUAAACGAAGACGUUCUGAGCUCAAACUCUUAUCAAUUUUUCUCAUCAAACUACAAAUUUUGUUGAUUAGUUAUGGCUGAUAAAACCAUGUUUAAUUUUUUUAAAAAAAUUUCUUUCA